Messenger RNA from Arabidopsis thaliana (thale cress), 729 nucleotides. Its product is annotated as Cytochrome P450 family protein. NCBI's taxonomy places the organism in Eukaryota, Viridiplantae, Streptophyta, Magnoliopsida, Brassicales, Brassicaceae. Gene Ontology annotation, molecular function: iron ion binding; oxidoreductase activity, acting on paired donors, with incorporation or reduction of molecular oxygen; heme binding. The transcript has 2 exons. The coding region runs from base 1 to 729 and encodes 242 amino acids. The record is from RefSeq and is marked reviewed.
AUGUAUAGGCACGUUAAACCUAGAUUCUCGUGGAAGCUACAAAGCUGGAUCGGAGUUGGGAUGGAGAAGAAGAUGAUAGAAGCUGGUGCCAUUUUUGAUCGAGUGUGUGGGAAAUACAUAUCAGCCAGGAGAGAAGAGGUAAAAAGAUCACAAGUGAAUAAUAAUGAUCAUUUCAUUAGAGAUAGUCAUGCAAAUCUUUUGACAUCUCACAUAAAGCUUGAUACAACCCAGUACCAGCUCUUGGAUCCUAUCAAUGAUAAAUUCUUAAGAGACAAUGUCUUUGCUUUACUUCUAGCUGGGAGAGAUACCACUGCCUCUGCUCUCACUUGGUUCUUUUGGUUUUUGUCCGAAAACCCUCUAGUGGUGACCAAGAUUCGCCAAGAGAUUGACAUGAAUCUACCAAGAAGUUGUAGUGGCCAAGAGAGACCAUCUUGUGAUCCAAUGGAGUACUUAAACAAAGAUGAUGAGAGCUGUAUGGGGAGAAGAUGCAUUAGAAUUCAAGCCAGAGAGAUGGAUUUCCGAGACCGGAGAGUUAGCAUUCAAUGCCGGUCGAGAAUAUGCCAUGGUAAACAAAGAGCUAUGGUUCAAAUGAAGAUUGUGGCGGUGGAGAUAUUACAAAACUAUGACAUCAAGGUUGCCAACGGGCAGAAGUUUGAGCCAGAUACUAGUUUAAUUCUUAAAAUGAAGCAUGGCUUUAAGGUUAAGAUUAACAAGAGAUGUUCAUCUUGA